This is a messenger RNA of Vicia faba (fava bean), 1479 nucleotides long. The record is from the annotation of a GenBank genome assembly. Lineage: Eukaryota; Viridiplantae; Streptophyta; Magnoliopsida; Fabales; Fabaceae.
AUGGAUGCCACGCUCUCCGUUCUCAAGGAUUACUUCGGGUUUAUGAGUUUUCGACCUUAUCAGCAAGAGGUUAUUGAGAAAAUUAUUGAGAAAAUGGAUCGCUUGGUAGUUAUGGCGACUGGUAGUGGCAAGUCAUUGUGUUAUCAAGUGCCUCUGUUGGUUGUGAAAAAGACUGGGAUAGUUGUAAGCCCUUUAAUAUCAUUGAUGCAAGAUCAGGUUAUGGCUUUGAAACAGCGAGGUAUCAAAGCUGAAUAUCUUUCGAGUGCUCAUAAGGAUUAUACUAUUCAGGAAUGGGGGCAUGACUUUAGGGUAGAAUACAAGCAGUUAGACAAGUUACGUGGUGUUCUGUUAGAUGUUCCUUAUGCUGGUCUAACUGCAACGGCUACUGAAAAGGUUCGGUUUGACAUCACCAAUUCCUUGAAGAUGAAUAAUCCUUACAUUGUUGUUGGUUCAUUUGAUCGCCCAAAUCUUUUCUAUGGUGUCAAGCAAUUUAACCGAGGACAAUAUUUUAUUGACGAGCUUGUUGAAGAAAUUCCAAAAGAAGUUGCUAAUGGUUCAACUAUUAUUUACUGCACAACAAUCAAAGAUGUAGAACAGAUAUAUAAGUCAGUAAUGAACGUCGGUAUAAAUGCUGGAAUGUACCAUGGCCAAAUGGAUGGAAAAUCACGAGAGGAGUCUCACAGAUUAUUUGUUAGAGAUGAAAAGCAAGUCAUGGUGGCCACAAUUGCCUUUGGCAUGGGCAUAGAUAAACCUAAUAUAAGAAAAGUGAUUCAUUAUGGCUGCCCUAAAAAUCUAGAGUCCUACUACCAGGAAAGUGGGAGAUGUGGUAGAGAUGGUAUAGCUUCUGCUUGUUGGCUUUACUACACAAGAAGUGACUUUUCAAAGGGUGAUUAUUAUGCUGCAGAUUUAAAAUCGGAAAACCAAAAAAAAACUGUUACGGAGUCAUUGCUUGAAGCUCAACGCUAUUGUUUGACGGCAACUUGCAGAAGAAAGUUCUUGCUAGAACACUUUGGAGAAAAAUUUGCAGCUGAUCGAUGUGGAAACUGUGAUAACUGCACGGUCUUGAGGCAACAUCGUGACAUGUCAAAAGAAGCCUUUCUUCUACUGGCUUGCAUUCAUUCAUGCAAGGGAAGAUGGGGCCUUAAUAUGUCGAUUGACAUCCUGCGCGGUUCUCGAGCAAAGAAAAUAAUGGAAGCUCAAUAUGACAAGCUUCCACUUCAUGGACUUGGGAAAGCAUACCAAGCAAAUUGGUGGAAAGCACUUGGACAUCAAUUGAUUUCUCUAGGUUAUUUGAAGGAGUUUGUGACUGAUGUGUACAGAAAUGUAAGUGUCAGUUCAAAAGGAGAGCAAUUUUUGGCCUCAUGUAGACCAGACUAUCAACCUCCUUUGGUUUUGCCAUUGGUUGGUGAGCUCGCAGAAGAGGAAACUAGAAGCGCAGAAGAAUUCAAAAUUUUGGCCGCUUCAGAAUCUGAAGGCUGA